CCAUGCCUCGAAUCAACCUAGCAUCACCUACACCAUGGAUCCAAAGCACCAUCCGCGCCUUCUCCCCAUCACGGACAGGCUCCAUAGCCCGAAAAACUCUCCUCCCCACAACCGCCUACCUCAAUCCCAACACCCAUAGAAGCUUCGCCACAACCCCCUCCCUCCACAAAAAAGCCGGCAAAGCCAACAUGUCGCACGCCCGCACCGACUCGGCGCCGCCCGUCACCGAAGCCUCGGCGAACACGCCCACGGACCAGGCCUACGACCUCUCGCCGCUGGAAUCGAACAUCCUGAAAGCGAUGGAGAAGCUGACGCACGACCUGUCGCAGCUGCGGUCGGGCGGGCGGUUCAACCCGGACGUAGUUGAGGGGUUGAAAGUGCAAAUAGGGAAGGGGGAGGGGAAGGAGACGGCGAGGGUGAAGGAGCUGGCGCAGGUGGUGCCCAAGGGGCGGGUGUUGAAUGUUAUUGUGGGCGAGAAGGAGCAUAUCAAACCUAUUUCCUCUGCUAUAGCGGCUAGUCCGUACAACUUGGCGCCGCAGUCGCCGCACCCAGAUAGCCCGCUCUCGAUUCCUGUCCCUAUACCCCCACCGACGGGAGAGUCGCGGAAGGCGGCGCUAGAGGCGGCGCAUAAAGCUGGGGAGGUAGCGACGACGGCGGUGCAGGAUGCGAGAGCGGCGCAUCACAAGAAGUUGAGGAAAUUUCAGGUGGAUAAGAGUGUAAGGCCGGACGAUUUGCAAAAAGCGACGAAAAAAAUGGAGGAGGCUGUCAAGAGGGGGGUUUCGGAGGUUAAGAGGAUUGUGGAUGGAGCGAGGAGGGUGUUGGAGCAGUAAGAAUGGAUAUCAUGAUGGUCUAUCUGUUCUAAUAGUGUCCUAUACAUGUGGUCGCAUAGCCUUAUAUUUGUAUACAUGCGCCUACCACUUACCAUGCGUUUGGCGUAUUACUUUUCAGCCUGUUGGUGCCUUGAAUAUAUAAGCACUGACCACCUGCCUCCUUAGGUACAUGUAAGGCGACCAGCGACUCCAGACCACGACUACACCGCU
Molecule: messenger RNA, 1040 nt
Organism: Mytilinidion resinicola
Lineage: Eukaryota; Fungi; Ascomycota; Dothideomycetes; Mytilinidiales; Mytilinidiaceae
Product: ribosome recycling factor
Exons: 3
Biological process (GO): translation
Cellular component (GO): mitochondrion
Molecular function (GO): ribosomal large subunit binding
Source: RefSeq, a predicted model, not a curated record